Ceraceosorus bombacis is the source of this 570-nucleotide messenger RNA. NCBI's taxonomy places the organism in Eukaryota, Fungi, Basidiomycota, Exobasidiomycetes, Ceraceosorales, Ceraceosoraceae. The record is from the annotation of a GenBank genome assembly.
AUGCGGUGGACUACUCCACUCUCAGUGCUUCUGCGGCAGCCUUUCAGCAGCUCCAUGUUCUGCGGGCAUGCAUCUUGGAUCCGCUGCUCCGCAAACUUCACCAACACCCUCCCAUCUGCGGUGCAUGUGUGCGAUGGUGCAGCAGUGGUCUCUCUUGCAAGCUGCUUGCAGUCUGCAAGCAAGGACAAGAGCACGCUCGACUGGCUCUUCAAGUUGAUCACAAUCAAGGAGCAUCUGUUGUGGGAUUAUGGCAUUCAGAUCCAUCAAAAGUCCUCAACAACAUACUACUCUUGCCCGCUGAUGAAGACGCCAGCGUUGCGAGCAGGUGCUCAUGCGCAACUCACAACGGCACCAUCGCUCACCAAUCUGGACCUGACCUUGGAGCAUUUCCGCAAGGCAGAGGGCAAAGAAUUGAUCACACCAGUCAAGGCUGUGAGCAGGGCAAUUCCGGAUGUAAAGUUUGGCGGGAUGGGCAGCAUACCCACAGAUCUUCAAGAUCGCAACGCUGCUCAAGCGCAUGAGUACCUUGUGGACUUAUUGAGCCGCGUGGCAGAGGAGACGCCGUCGUAG